AUGGAUGGGUUUCCGUUCCCCCCUUCACCGUCUCCAGCUCUGUGGGAUGCGGCCAGCGAUGAUCCUUCUUCUCCUGGCUUUGCAUCAUGGGAUAAAGACCCACGUCCUCCUGGUGGUUUCAUGAACUACUUCAAUAAUCAGCCACACAACUUUCAUUUGGUUGGUGCACCUAUCCACAACAAACCAGUGUCCGCCAACACCGAAGCAAGUUCACCACCUGAAGUGGAGAUCAUGCUUCCACAGCCUUACAAUGAUGAAGAAAAUAUUAGGAUUGAGAGACGUAUCCUAUGGACAGAGGACGAGGAUGUUAGAUUGAUGAGCGCUUGGAUAGAACAUUCCACAGACUCUACUUGUGGAGCUGAUAAGGGUGGUAACCAAUAUUGGGGUGAAGUUGUUGAAUCUUACAACAAGACUACACCGCCACUUCGAAAAAGAAAUCUGAAGCAAUGCAAGGAUAGAUGGCACAAGAUUAAUAGGUGGACAGAUCUCUUUGAAUGUGCUUAUGUAAAGGCUCGCAGAUUAUUUACAAGUGGAUAUUCUGAUCAAAUGUGGAUUGAUGCAGCCCACAAGUUCUAUGUGGCAGACAAUAAAGAUGCAAAGUUAGGACCCUUUGCUGGGAUUGAGGUUUGGAAAAUUUGUAGGAAAGUGACAAAGUGGAAAACAUACAAUGAAGAGUUGAAGAAUGCACGUAAAAGGAAAUCAUUUCACCUUGAAGGAGAUAAGGAGGAAAAUGAUGAAAUUUUGGAAGAGAUGCCAAAGCGACCAAUGGGUCAGAAGGCAGCAAAAAAGGCAGCUCUUGUUGCAAAAAAGCAGUCAAAACAACCCAGCUCAGAUGAAGAUGGCAACUCAAAGGAAUCUGCUAUUGAUAUAGACAAAUUUGAUAGAUUUAGCAAAUUCCAAGAGGAAACAAAUGCAAAGCGCUUGAAGAUAUUGGAACUGCAAGAAAAGCUAUCAUCUGAGAAGCUUGAGACCACAAAAAUUGUCCACCUUACAGCACAAGAGAACAAAGAAGGAAAGAAGCUUGAGAAAGAAUCAAAGAUGAUGGAGGCUUAUAACAAUCUUAUCUCACAAGAUACAAGUUUAAUGUGUGAUGCGGAAAAAACAGAACGAGUUGCUGCCAUGAAGUGUCUUAGGAAGGCCCUUUUUCCUGAAUCUAUCUGA
Messenger RNA from Sorghum bicolor (sorghum), 1161 nucleotides. Its product is annotated as glutathione S-transferase T3. The coding region runs from base 1 to 1161 and encodes 386 amino acids. The transcript has 2 exons. The record is from RefSeq and is a predicted model, not a curated record. Lineage: Eukaryota; Viridiplantae; Streptophyta; Magnoliopsida; Poales; Poaceae.